AUGCCGACCAAAGCGCCCGUAGCCGCCAAACCCUCCAAAUCCAUCUUCGACCCCUUCAACUCGUCAUCAACAGGCCAUCAAAGAGCAGAAAACAAACUCAGCGGCAGCACAUCAUGGCGCGACUCUCGGCAUCUCAAAUUGCGCGAACAGUUCACCGCUGGAACGGGAGGAGGCAAGAGGGUCAGUGAUACUGUCGGUGCGGGUAGCUUGGACUUUGGACGAGAUGGAAGGACGGAAAAUGGCGGGUGGGAGGCUGGCGCAAAGGGACUGAGGACUGGUGGACAGCAGUCGCUGGAGACGAGCUGGCCAUCCCCAUCCGAGUACCUAUCGCCAAUAGACCCAAUUGAUCCCACACCCAAGGCGACACAUACGGAAUCCACCCCAUCACAAACCCAACCCGAUGAAAAGCAAGACCUCCCACCCGCACCUCAAAUCUUCACCAAUCUCUGCUUCUACAUCAACGGCUCCACAGCGCCUUACUCCGACCACGCCCUCAAACACCUCAUCAGCAAGCACGGCGGCAACAUGUCCAUCGCCCUCGGCCGCCGUACAGUCACACACGUCAUCGUCGGCAAACCUACGCGCGAAGGCGGCGGGUGCGGGGGAGGACUGGCGAGCAGUAAAGUGCAAAAGGAGAUUGGGAGUAUGCGAGGAAAGGGCAUCAAGUUCAUUUCGGCGGAGUGGAUUAUGGAGAGCGCGAAGGCGGGAAAGCGGUUGCCGGAGUCGAGGUUUGAGGGGAUGAGGUUGGCGCCGAGUGGGGUGAAGAGUAUCUCGGCGUUGUUCGGGAAGAAGAGUUGA
Zymoseptoria tritici IPO323 is the source of this 798-nucleotide messenger RNA. RefSeq lists its product as uncharacterized. The record is from RefSeq and is a predicted model, not a curated record. The transcript is spliced from 2 exons. Bases 1 to 798 code for a protein of 265 amino acids. Gene Ontology annotation, cellular component: nucleus. Gene Ontology annotation, molecular function: deoxycytidyl transferase activity; DNA-directed DNA polymerase activity. Gene Ontology annotation, biological process: error-free translesion synthesis; error-prone translesion synthesis. Lineage: Eukaryota; Fungi; Ascomycota; Dothideomycetes; Mycosphaerellales; Mycosphaerellaceae.